AUGGAGCAAGUCCACCCACAGCCGGCGAGCCACGUGCUCGAGACGCCGAUAUGGAUGAUGAUUGUCCGGGGCCUCCAGUUCCUCAUUUCGCUCAUCAUCCUCGGCCUGGCGGGCGCCUUGAUGCACGACCUGUACCUGGACGAGUUUGGGCUGUCUGUCGCUACUGCCAUCCUCACCUGGUGUAUUCUCUUCUACGCCGUGUUUACGGAAAAGAUCCCCCCGUGGCGGACGGCGUACCACGUCCUGGCCGUGAUGGUGCUCGACGGCUUCCUCGUCGUCAUGUGGCUGGCUACGUUUGCCGCCGUGGCCGCCCGCCGCGCCACCUUCAAAUUCAACGUCCAGGUCGGCGGGUGCAUCGACGACGGCAGCAUCAUCGGCAGCAAGACCUGCUUCACGAGGCGCCAGCUGGAGCGGAGGGACAUUCUGUUCAAGAGCGGCGGGGAGAUGAUGAGCUCCAUUGCCGGGCUGGGCGCCCUCCUGUGGCUCAUGUUCAUCGCCACGUUUGUGUGGACCAUUGUCAUGUUCCUCCGCGGCCGCAAGGAAGGCCGCUUCCCCAUCGCCCCCGGCGGCGGCGGCGGCUCCAACAACUACCAGAUGGAGCCCAAGGCUGAGCAGGGAGCUUCCGUGACGCAGCCGCAGCAGCAGCAGCAAUACACACCGUACCAGCAGCCCAUUCAGCCGCAGCAGACGGGCCAACACGAGCAGUCUCCUCUGGGCCAGAACCCGACGCCGGCGCCGUACCAGCCUGCCCAGAGCCCGUACCAGCAGCAGCCGCCGUACCAGCCUCCCCAGGACGCGCAGCAGUAUGCUCAGUACGGCCAGACGUAUCCGUCGUACCAGCAGCAUGUCCAGCAGGGGAGCGAGCUGUCGGCCACGCCGCUGCCCCAGCAGCCGUACUCUCCGUCUCCGGUGACGAGCUCGCCGCCUCCUCAGCAGGAGCAGCAGUAUUACCACCAACCGCAACAGCAUCCGCAGUAG
Messenger RNA from Metarhizium brunneum ARSEF 3297, 978 nucleotides. RefSeq lists its product as uncharacterized. The record is from RefSeq and is a predicted model, not a curated record. NCBI's taxonomy places the organism in Eukaryota, Fungi, Ascomycota, Sordariomycetes, Hypocreales, Clavicipitaceae.